AUGUGCAUAGUGAACUUAUUGUCGAUCCAAUGUUGUCCCAAACUAGGCGUACAGUUCGCCGUCUGUCCGAUGUUGGUUCAAUUCUGUGGUUCAAACUGGGCGGCUGGAGCGGAGACACGGCCGCGGCGAACGCUGUUGUGUCGGAAAAGCGCGGGGCGGGGUGUGCGCGCGCGCACGCUCAGUCGGCACACCGCCCGGGCGGGCGCCACACGACCGGAGUCUGCGCUAGCGGAAGGCGUCGCGUGCGAUAUAAUUUCAGUGAAAUACAACCGCGGUCGCGCCUAUGAGACCGUUGAAAACGCGAGCGCACGAUUCUGUGAAUCAAAUACGAGUAAAGUGAACGAGUCUCGAGUGCAGAGCACGACGACGGACGGCGCACAACGAGAGAGCGAUUUGGGUUCGAAGAACCCCUACUACGAAACGAUUCGAGUUUGGUGCCGAAGCCGCUGCUUCCUCGCCCCCUCGAAAUAUUGUAAAAAUCGCUCUGUGACUGUCAGGCAACAAGCAAACCUGCACCGCUCUUUA
This is a messenger RNA of Iphiclides podalirius (scarce swallowtail), 525 nucleotides long. The record is from the annotation of a GenBank genome assembly. NCBI's taxonomy places the organism in Eukaryota, Metazoa, Arthropoda, Insecta, Lepidoptera, Papilionidae.